UAUAAACCUAACGGAGCAACAAAAAGGAAAACAGAAAAAAAGAAGAUCUCGUCGCCGCUCAUCUCCCUCCUCCUCCGAAGCAGACGAUCGAAGACAAUUAGGGUUUCUGCCGUGAGCGUAAGAUGAGGGAGAUCAUAAGCAUUCAUAUAGGACAAGCAGGGAUCCAAGUUGGAAACUCGUGCUGGGAGCUUUACUGCCUCGAACAUGGGAUCCAGCCCGACGGCAUGAUGCCCAGUGAUACAACGGUUGGUGUUGCGCACGACGCUUUCAACACUUUCUUCAGCGAGACUGGUGCUGGAAAGCAUGUUCCCAGAGCCGUCUUCGUUGAUCUGGAGCCUACUGUUAUCGAUGAAGUCCGUACCGGAACGUACCGUCAGCUUUUCCAUCCGGAGCAGCUUAUCUCUGGGAAAGAGGACGCUGCUAACAACUUCGCAAGAGGACAUUACACUGUUGGUAAGGAGAUUGUGGACCUUUGUCUUGACCGUGUGCGGAAGCUUGCCGAUAACUGUACCGGCUUGCAGGGGUUUUUGGUGUUUAACGCUGUUGGUGGAGGAACUGGUUCUGGUUUGGGUUCUCUGUUGUUAGAGCGUUUGUCCGUUGAUUAUGGAAAGAAGUCUAAACUUGGCUUCACCAUUUACCCUUCUCCUCAGGUUUCUACUGCUGUUGUAGAGCCUUACAACAGUGUUCUCUCAACGCAUUCUCUACUCGAACACACCGAUGUUGCUGUCCUCUUGGAUAACGAAGCCAUCUAUGAUAUCUGCCGCAGAUCCCUUGAUAUUGAGAGGCCUACCUACACGAACCUCAACAGGUUGAUCUCCCAGAUCAUAUCUUCCUUGACAACAUCUUUGAGGUUUGAUGGAGCCAUCAAUGUGGAUAUCACUGAGUUCCAGACCAACCUUGUCCCCUAUCCCCGUAUCCAUUUCAUGCUGUCGUCCUACGCUCCGGUCAUCUCGGCCGCAAAGGCCUACCAUGAGCAGCUAUCGAUCCCUGAGAUCACUAAUGCUGUGUUUGAGCCAGCUAGCAUGAUGGCCAAGUGUGACCCAAGGCACGGGAAAUACAUGGCCUGCUGUUUGAUGUACCGUGGGGACGUUGUUCCCAAAGAUGUUAAUGCUGCUGUUGGUACUAUUAAGACCAAGAGGACUGUUCAGUUUGUCGACUGGUGCCCUACUGGUUUCAAAUGCGGAAUCAACUACCAGCCUCCAACAGUUGUCCCAGGAGGUGACCUCGCUAAGGUUCAGAGAGCGGUGUGCAUGAUCAGCAACAACACAGCAGUUGCGGAGGUGUUUUCACGGAUCGACCACAAGUUUGAUCUCAUGUACGCGAAGAGGGCCUUUGUUCACUGGUACGUGGGUGAAGGAAUGGAGGAAGGUGAAUUCUCUGAGGCACGUGAAGACUUGGCCGCACUGGAGAAGGACUAUGAAGAGGUGGGUGCUGAAGGUGGAGACGAUGAAGAAGACGAAGGUGAAGACUACUGACCACUUUCUUCUCUCGAGCGAUGUGCAAUUAAAACGUUUAUUCAGAUUUCUGUUUCUUGUUGGUUACAUGUUUCUUUUUAAUUCAUUGCAUUCCCUGUUUUUAUCUCGGUUCAAUUCAUUUGGUAAGUCGACCAUUGUGAGUUACACCAGAGUUCAUUAUCAAGCCUUUUGUUGUACCAAACCUUUCAUUAUCUUCUUACAAUGUCCAUUUUUUUUUGCUUUAG
Molecule: messenger RNA, 1699 nt
Organism: Brassica oleracea var. oleracea
Lineage: Eukaryota; Viridiplantae; Streptophyta; Magnoliopsida; Brassicales; Brassicaceae
Product: tubulin alpha-3 chain
Exons: 5
Coding region: 123-1475 (450 amino acids)
Biological process (GO): mitotic cell cycle; microtubule cytoskeleton organization
Cellular component (GO): cytoplasm; microtubule
Molecular function (GO): structural constituent of cytoskeleton; GTP binding
Source: RefSeq, a predicted model, not a curated record